CAACUAAAAAUGGCGGACGGUGUUGAGAUAGCUGAGAGAAAGUCGUGUGCAUUUUUCUUAAAAAGAAAAAAUCGCUUUUGUCGAAUGACGGUUGGAGGAGGAAGGAGAUAUUGCGGAGAACAUAUGGUCGUUGCAGGAGAGGCUGAAGUAAGGAACCUUUUUUAUUUUUGAGACAUUGUUUUGGUUCUACGUACAGCUUCAGUACAAGCUUGUAGCAGUGUGUUUAAUAUUAAAAAUUACUAUAAAUUUAACGUUCUUUAAUUAAGUUAAUUUCUUUUAUGGUUAAUACAGGUGGAUGGUCGUAAAAGGAUUACGUGUCCUCUGGACAAGAAACAGUAAGAAUUAAAGGCUAGCUUGAUGUAUUAAUUCUCGAAACAACUCGACAGAGAUGCCAACCUUAGUCCUCUGAGUAAAUCAGGUUCCUUUUUUUCUAUUUUGCACCCCUAUCUUUGGCUUAUUAAAAAGUGAUAUCUGCAUCCAGUGAUGGAUUUUCUGCUUAUUUGGGGGCAAAUGGGUCGGUAAACUUACCUGUGUUAUGAGGGUGGGAGGGGGGAUUUAACAUGUUUGGCCCAAUCUAGCUGAUCCGCAGCUGAGCUUGGAAGAACUCAAAGAAAUCGUGCUUGUGCUGGGGUGCAGGGUUGUCAUGAAGAUUUCAAGUUGCCUGGUAAAUACAACAAGUAGGCGGGGAAUCAAACAGCUAGGGAUAUCAGAUAUCUGUUGGUUUACCAAAAACUACCAACAAACAUACAGUGCAGGGUUGUCAUGAAGAUUUCAAGUUGCCUGGUAAAUACAACAAGUAGGCGGGGAAUCAAACAGCUAGGGAUAUCAGAUAUCUGUUGGUUCUAGUUUUCUUCUAUUUUCCAAUAAAAGUAGCCGGGAGCCACACUGAUAGAUGCUGGGGGAAAUCCCUGGCCACCCGGCUCUUAAUGACAGCCCUGCAUUGUAUAGAAACAAUUAUGUAUGCCCUUCUCAUGCAGGCUGGUUUAUAAUUUCAACCACACCACUUCCUUGCACUUCUAUGCAGCCGCUAUUUGUCAGAAACUCUUAUAAUUUUUGACAUCUGGCAAAGAAGUUCCUUCUCAUUAUUUUUUUUAUAUUAAUUGCAUUUAGUUAUAGUUUGCUGAAUGUGCAUUUUUCAUGAUAUCAUAGCACUGUUUAUGAAGAUCAGCUGGAGAGGCAUCUUAAGAAAUGCAAUCAAACAAAAAAGAUUCAUGUGGUAAGUUUGUGAAGAUUUACAAAUUACAUAUGUAUAUACUCCAUGUAGAUAAUAGACUAACAAUAUAACAGCAUCUUCUUUUAAAGAUGCAACCUACCAGUAAUAAGGCUCAAUAUUAUUUUCUGCAGUUUGUGCCAAUUAAUGGAAAAUUUCAGCCUGUAAUUUCAACAAACUUAUUGUAGUGGUAAAUUUUGUGAGAAGCCUUUGCAAGACAAUAAGUGCAGCCAUGUUAAUGGGCCACUGCAUUUCCGUGGUAACACAAUUUUGUAAGUACAUGUACAUAUAUGUAUAUGUAAAGAAGGAAACAAAACUUUUCAAUGUAACACUCUUGAAUUGUGGCCACAACCACUGCCAUUGCUGGUGCUUUCUUGUGAAGUUUUAUACUCAUCUCUCUGGUAACUGAAGGAACUAGUUCCCCUUGUAUGUUCUAAUACUAUACUGUACUUUGUUUACAAUCAAUGCUGUGAAAUAUGUCAACAUCAAAACCCCAUAUGAAGGGAUAUUCCAUACCUCUUAUAACGCUUAUUUUUGUGGUAGUUUCUCAUGAUAGGCCCAGUAUAUUUGUACUUUUUUUUUGUUACUUGUACCUUAUGUACAGCUUUAAUCUUCUGGAAGUUUGUAAUGGACAACAUACUACUUGCCCAUUUUCUUGUGUACAGUUACAAUUGAGUAGGACAUGUCUUUUCACUUGUUGUAGGUUUAUUACAGUGCAAACAUCAACUCUGGCAUUCCAAAUUAUGAAUUUUCCCCGGCAGAAAAGGUACAUUAGAUUUUGUGUUUCAGGUGUUUGUUUAUUAUAUUUGAGUUUACACAACAAUGGGACAGAUUAUCAUAGCUUGUGCUAUUUUGUAUCCAAAGGAGGGAAGUGUGGACGCUGUUGGAAUAUCUUUGACAUUCUUAGCCAGGGACAGAAAAGUCUAUAACCAGCCUAAACAAUAAACAAUCAAACAAGCAAACAAAAACAUAAGGAUUGAAAUGGAUUAGACAAAAAUGGUUUGUUUACUAAAAAUAAUAAUAUAUUUCUGGAUUCAACAAAGAUUUAACCCCAAUUUCAGUUAUUAUGGCACUUAUUUGCCUGCAUUUACCUUCUGUAAGCUGAGCUAUAUUUUUUUGUAUCUUCAGGUUUCAUUAAAUUCUGUUUCCCAAGAAAAAGUAACAAAAUUGAUAGAGAAAGUUAAGGCAUGCUGCAAAGGUGAAUAUUGUUUUUCAUGUAUUUUAAUAUAAACUGUUUGAAUGCUCAAAAGGGGUUUCUUCAUUCUGGCAUGAAAAAAAAAAAGGUGCAAAGACUGGAAGAUAAAGAAUAAAAACAUAUUUUUUAUUAUAGGUCAGGUCUUUUGCACAGCAUCUAACUUGGAAAAAAUAAAAAUAUUAUGUUAGGAAUGUGAUAUGUAGUAGAAUAUAAUUAUAUUUAAAAAUAAUGGUUUAUGGUCUCAGAGUUGCUAUUUUUCUUUUUCAAAGAUAAAUUUAAUUAUUUUUGUUUGUUUGCUUUAAUAUUAUUAAUUCUUUAAAUAUUUCCUUUUUUGAUUAAGUAUUGAAUCUAGAAAAAGUUCCUCAUGUUGUAUAAAACUGUUUAUUUGCACUCAUGUAUAUAAUUAGUCUUAAAUUAACAGUCUGAUUUUUGUUGGCAGCUCAUGUUCCAAAAAUUCCAGAAGAAAUACUUUCCCACCAGGUGUUUCAAGAAGAACUUUUAGAAAUGGCUAAUAAUGCUACCAUUUUGAAACAUUUAAAACAACAAGUAAGUUUUUAAGUAUUCAAUCUUUAUGCAUCACAUACUCUGUCAUUGCCACCAAAUGCCUUGUUGUGCGCAACAAGAGGAGCUCGCAAUCGUAAUCUCCAGGUUGUCAUGGUACAUAUGUGUUUGGACUUCCACUAAGAAUGAAUGGAAUGCACAAAACGCAAUUUGAUCAUGUGUUUCGACCUUCUAUCCCUUGUAAUCUGACCUGCGCGUGUUUUGACCAUCUGUCAUCUUAGGCAAAGCACAGUGUUGGAGCAAAAGAGUUUGGACCUCCGAUCAUUGUUGCUCGCUCUCCCUAACAUUUGGUUAUUACUAGUAAUAUAAAGACAUUUAUGAAAUUGUUGAUGGAUUGUGUGUUUUUGUCAGUUUUUUAUUAGAGACUUGAGAGAGAAAUGACAGAAAUCUAUUUUUGUCGGUUUAUUUUUUCACAAAACCCCACCCCACUUCCCAAUAUUGGAGCAAGCUAUUAAUGAGUCUUCCUUCCAUAGUUAGGUCCAGUUUUUGAUAUUAUUGAGUCACAUUUUUAAAAUUUAUUAUUUUGUACACAUCUUGACUGCAUUUCCUUGAUAAACAGGCCUCUCUUAUUGGUCAUUUGGAACAACAACAUCUUUUUGAGCCAAAAACAACAUUUUUAGAAUUUGGAGCUGGAAGAGGUCAGUUAGUUUCCCAAAAAAUAGCAUUACCGUAAAGAAUGUUGUUUGACAAUUAUUAUAUCAUGUAAGCUUUGUGGACAGUCCUUUCCUGUCAGUGGUACUGUUUAUUAUAUUGUACAAUGUACAAGGUGGUUCUAACUCUGGACAGUCUGUGGAUGAAGUCGUGAACUGUGACCAUUCAAAUGUACUGAAUAGAGCUACUGAACAACCUUUUUUUCAUUGCUGUUUAUUAUGCUGUAUAAGCUGGUACUAACUUCAAGUCUGUGAAUGAAAGCAUGAAUUGCGUUACUGAGCAGCACUUUGCUGUGGUGCUGUUAAAAGUAUGCUGUAUUUAUGGGAGGGAGAAGAAUAGUUUAGAAUGAUAUUAUUCUUUUAGUAGCUCAUCAUUUAACUUCUCCAUUAAUCUAGCCUAAUAAUUCAUCAUCCAAUAUUUUAUAUUUAAUAAAAACACCUUUUGUAGUGUAGAGUCUGAACAUUGUUUGUUUGUAGGAAAACUGUCUCACUGGCUACAGUUGGCAGUAGGAAAUAAUGCUACGGAUGUAAAUUAUCUUCUUAUUGACAGAGCAAAUAUUAGAUAUAAGGUAAGUGAAUACCAGUUUUUUAUUUGUGGAAAUUAUCUGGAGGGAUACUCUAUAACCAUUAUUUUUACCACUUUUCUUUAUACAAUCCCUCCGCAAAAUCAAUGUUGGUAGUUGUAAUAUGUUGUUAUACAAUAUUGACAAAGCAGCAAAAUGUCUUUAAAUCUAACCCUUUGGUUAACCAAUCACAACUUGUAUUUGUUAUGUUCAAGUACACUGAACUGUAAACAAUCCUAGAAAAAGUUAAUGCCAAAUGAUAGUGCUCAGUGUCCUGAAAGUUUUUGAAGGGAAGCAUUAGGUGAGUCUUAUGUACUUUUAACAUGAUAACUAUUUUCUUUUCGUGUCGUUAGUACGAUCGUUAUCACAGAGGCGAGGAUCAAGGCCCAUCCUUCCAGCGAUUGAACUUGGAUAUUGAACACCUUGACCUUAGUGAGAACACGAUCAAAUAUAUAGCAAUGUAUAUCAAAGGUUUUGUGAGGAAAUGUCCAUCAGUAGUGUAUUAAUAACCAACAUUUUGUGCAAAUUAAUUUUUUUAAUAACAACAGGAAUGGUUAGGUGUUGCUAUAGCAGAUGUUGUGCAAAAGAGAACCUUGCCCCAAGUAAGGGAAUCUGGAUUCCAGAAUUGGUGAAAUUUUUGCUUGUGGAAUCUGGAACCCUGGGCUUUGGAAUCUGGAAUACAGCUCAAGGAAUCUGGAAUCCCGCUAACUAUUGGAAUCCAGAAUCCAAGUUGCACUGACAAAGACCGGAAUCCAGUACCUGUAAUGUGGAAACAGUGGCGUGAAAUCCAGAAUCCAAGACGGGCGUGGAUUCCCUUACAUGGGGCGAGGAUAUGAGGCUAUAACUUGAUAUUGACUUGAAAUAAUUUAUGUACAACUGGGUGCUCUGUUAAACAAAAUGUUUUGUAUUACAGUGCCUUAAUGAGCUACCUUGGUGAAUGCCAAUAAUGUAUAAGCAAAACAGGAAUACAAGCUUACAUUUGCUAUUUUAGUGAUAAAUCAUUGUGAUUUUGUGUUGCAGGUAAAGUACCUUGCCUUAAAAAUAGAGAACAAAACAUUGUUGCAAUCAGUAAACAUUUAUGCGGAGCUGCUACAGGUAAGACAUCCAUUCGAGGAUCCCUUUGAGGGUGGCCUCCCAUAAAACAGUUCUUUUGGUUGUCACACAACACUCCUUUUCAUAAAGCGUUGUGUGUCGAGCUGAAGAUUCCCUGUGAACUGAAGGAGACCACUUGUCAUAGAGCUUUUCCUUUGUGAUGUACAGAAAUUAUUACAUAGGGUCAGAUAGUUCGUGUGGAGCAGUUGCUUGAAACAGUGUGUUACUAUGAAAUCAUUAAUCAAACGAACUGAAUUGGAGCCGUUUGAUUUGUUUAGUGAUAGCGAGCACUCAGAGCAAUGCCAAAGGACUGGGAACUAAGAGGUUGCUGUCCUCUUUGGUUUGACAUCAGAAACUUUUCUGCAUUUAACAUACAUGUAUGUUACAGAAAAUUCUUCCUAAAAUUACUCUUUCUUUUAAUGCUUUAAUGGUGUACUCCUGAAUCAGUUUUCACUACUAUACCCCUACUAUCUUAAUCUGCUAGUGUUAUAGCAGUACCAUUGGGAUCCACUUCUUCUACUCUUUGGGAAGAAUGGUGUGAUUCUUUCGCGUCUCACAGGGGCCAGAUUGGGUCUGGGUGUUUCGUCCUUAUCUGAAAACUAUAUCAAUGUCUAACCUCCUUAGAGGUGAAACGAAAGGCAGCACAUUCUGUUCAGUUAUUUUAAGACCUUAGUAUGGGUCUGGCCAGCAAUUGCCCAGGCUUCACGCCGCCUCUGAAGUUUGGUACUCAAUUAAUAAGCUCAAUUAUUGAGCUAACAGUCGGUGGUGGAAAAGAUGAUCAACUGAGCUAACCAGUCGUCAGAAUAAUAACAACAAGACAAAUUCUUGCUUGUCGUAGAUUUAACUCUGAGAUGCUUGAUGGAGACAUUGAUAAAUUCUCAGAACACAGAAGUCAGCAGCCCAAGUGCAGAAGACAGUUUUGUUGACCGGUGAGUACCCUGUUGACUGUCUUUGUCUACGUACUCCAGAUUGAACUGGAAUUGGAAAUGUUGAUUUUCGAGGAGAGUAAAUAGUUAACCAAACCCCCUGGAAAGAACCAUCGAAGCAAGGGUGAGAACCAACAAAAUAAGUCAUGUACACUGCAUGGCGUCGACAACUAAACUCAUGGUUCACUGCACAAGCACAUGCUCUGCACAGAGUUCAGUAUAUUUCAACUGCCUACAUCUACAUUUAUUAACUGACAACGCUUUCGCAUCAAGGCAAUAUAAAUUAAAUAAAUUACAAUAAUCAGAAAUACAAUAAUAGAAUGAAGAUGAAUUACAAAUAGAAAUAAAAAAUAAAAUCAUUUCUUAAUAAAUUAAAAUAUACAUAUAUAUACAAAUAAAUAAGAUAAAUAAUAAUAAAAAAGAUAAAUAGACUACAGCGAUCAAUCAUUUCUAACAGCUGAGAAACAAUGAUCUUUAAAUAAUGAAAAAUAACGUAACGUUCCGGAAAAUACACCAAAUAACGGCCCUUGUUACUUUUUACCCUCGGAAUUAGCAACCUGUAAGGGUGGCUAUUUCCAGGGGGAUGCCUUUUUUAGUGUUUCGUUAUUUAUUUUCCGGAGUAAAAAGUUGUUUACUUUUUAGACAGCAGCUUUAAAAGUAACUCUGGUACAAAUGUAAAAUUAUUGGAAAAAAUUUUAUCGGCGUGAAUUUUCAGAGUAUGAUACUGAAGGGACUCUAGAUAUACUGUAAGUUACUUGUAUACUGAGAAGCACAAUUCAUUGAAAAAUGAACUUUCAGGUAAAACAGAUGUUUGUUUUUCACUUUAAGAUAGUACCGCGUCCUUCACAUUCGAGUACUUUUAAAUCUAACUUUCAAGUUUUAAAAUACAGGGAAAGCAAGAGAUUAAGGAUAGCUCCCAGUGAAGGUCCGGUGAAAGGAAUAAUAUUGGCCCUUUGUUGUCACCAUUGUUGCUCAUGGCCUCAGUACGUUGGUCGGCCAUUUCUUCAGAAUUUGGGUUUUACAGCAGAGGAUUUCCAUUUGUUGUGCUGUUUAAGUAGCUGGGCAACCUGUGGAAUAAGGGCUAAGAAACGUCAGAAAGGAAAUACUGGGGAAACUGUUGACGAUCACACAGGUAACAGUUUGUUUGUUGUUAGUAAGUAUUAUUUGAAUUCAAUUUAAAACUGUGAACUGGUCUGGUACUGGUUUGAUGUGCUGAGACGAGCAAGCGCUAUAAGCGCAGGGAAAAGUGAGUCCUGUGCUAAAGCGCGGGGCGCCUGUGUAAGGCUCCUAGGGCGGGAAAAAGUGUUCUGUGCUAAGGUGCCGAGCACCUGUGUUCGGCUUUAAGCGGGGGAAAAAUUAUUCUCUGCUAAAGCGCGAGAGCAUCUGUGCUUGACUCCAAGCGCGAAGAAAUUUGGUCUCUGCUAAAGCGCGCGUCACCUGUGUUCGGUUCUAAACGCAGUAAAAAAUUGUUCUAUGCUAAAGCGCGGAAACAGUGACCUGUGCUUGACUCCGAACUUCCUCCUGUACUAUUGCGCGGAAACCUGUGUUCGUUCCAAAUCGCGGAAAACAAUUUCCGUACUACCUAGGGUGGAAUUAUUGCGCAUGGCACUGGUGACAGAGAGAAAUCUGACCCCGGUAAUCCCUGAAUUACUAUAUGCGCUGAAAAACCAAAUAUCGCUGGCGUAAGGGCGGUAAUCGACUUUGAACUGAGAUAUUAAUCUUCCUCUCGGCUUUCAGUGCAGCAAGUGCUAUAAGAUGACAUUUGUGGGAAAAUCUUACGGAAACACUUCAAAUUAUCGAAAAACAGCCAAGAAUUACAAAGAAACAAACUGCGAAAACAUGGAGACCGAUAUAAACCUGCGAUGAAACUCACCAUAAUUGUACCACUUUCUGUCAGGUUCUUAGCGCUGUAGUGCGUAUGUUUAAAUCGCGAAACAGCUUCUGUAACUGAGUUAUCGUUAAUUGCUAAGUUUCAGGAGGUGAUAACGAAGACUGGGAUAGUGACAAUGAGAAUGGCCAUAAUACUAUGACAGAAAAGACUUCAGUUAAAGAGGAAGAGAGGAAUCAAAGCCCUGAUCAAGAUAGGUAUUGUUGUGUGUAAUUAAUUUAUGCGUUGUGCCUCUUUAUCAAGCCUAAUAGAAAAAGAGAGGUAGUGACGUCACAAAAACUAAAUUUAUGAAAUGAUGGGAUUGGUUGGCAUAUCCAAACAAGGUAAAAAAUGUUCACUUCCUAAAAAUCAGCCUGUUGGUGCAAAUUGGUAAGGAGAUAUGAGCGCCGUAAUGCUCCGAUGCUCUAUAUAAAUCCUUCUAAAAUAGCUCUAGAUGGUUAACGUUAUGAUCCAAGCCAAGUUUAGAAGGAUUUGUAUGGAGUCAUCAGAGCAAACUGGUGCUUAUAUCCACCCAACAAUUUUCACUAACGGGCUGAUUUUCAGCAAAGAGGCCUUUUUCAUCUUCUUAUUUCUGAAUAUGCUAACCAAUCUCAUAAUUUCACAAAUUUGAAUUUUUGUGACGUCACACUUCUUUUCUCUAUUUAGGGCCUGUUUACAUGGAGUGGGGGACCCCGGUCUAGUGGGGUUGGUUUCUUUUGUUUUCACGCUCUGGAGGACACAAAACAAAAGAAACCUACCCCACUAGACCGGGGUCCCCCACUUCAUGUAAACAGGGUCUAAGUUACGCUGAAUAGACUAGGGGCUCACACUAUUCGCAGCCUUCGAAUCAGACAGUCGAACUACGUGGUAUUUUUAGAUAGACCCGAAACAAAUCGAAAGAAAAAUAACUCCAAAUUUGUACCUGACUUUGACAAACCUUUGCGCGAUACUUGUAGCAAAAACAUUCGAGCUCUAAAGCUGCAUUUCAUUUUCAUUGCAGAUGGUCGCAAUUCACGGUAUCAGAAAGAGAAGAAAUAGGCCGACAGUGUAAGCGACUCAUAGAUGCUGGCAGGCUGUGGUAUCUUGAGUCACGUGACUUCAGCGCGAAGCUGGCUUUCUAUGUAGAUUCAACCGUGUCAUUAGAAAAUGCAGUUCUUAUUGCAACUCCAAGGACAUAACGUAACGAAACUCUUAAGCUGAGGUUUUCCAUUUUCUCGUAGUCAGAUUUUGAACUUAAUUCCUGACGUCACUAAGUGAUACCUUGUCUGCUACACAGCCGUUUUCAGUGUCGUCACGCAACGUUCCCCCCCACGGGACGACACCAAAAACGGCUGUGUAGCAGACUAAGUGAUGCCCAAUUCGCCGCGGCCAGGUCCCUAAGGGCUUUCAGCCUUACCAAUCGGCUUCACGUAAGACUAUUAUUGCUGUCAGAAACUGCAGGGUUGGCUAAAUAACUUAGCGCGUGGAAUAUGAAAAUCUAAUAAAGGCAGAAACAUAGCGACAAAC
This is a messenger RNA of Porites lobata, 9570 nucleotides long. The record is from the annotation of a GenBank genome assembly. NCBI's taxonomy places the organism in Eukaryota, Metazoa, Cnidaria, Anthozoa, Scleractinia, Poritidae.